AUGAGCUAUGUGAACUGCACCGAAGUCUCCCCGUUAUGUCCUGUCCAGGCGACAACAUACGGCUACUACCCGAAUCUGGGCGGGAACAUCUUCUUCGCCGUCUGGUUCGGCAUCUUAGGCGUCAUCCAGGCAGUUCUCGGUUGCUACUAUCGAUCAUGGACCUUCCUCGUUGCCCUCGUCAUCGGCACCUUCAUGGAGAUGAUAGGCUACGUGGGUCGGGUCGAAAUGCACUACAACCCCUGGUGGGACGGGAUGUUUGAAAUGCAGAUUGUCUGCUUGAUUCUCGCUCCUUCCUUCAUCGCGGCCGGAAUCUAUCUGACGCUCAAGCACAUCAUUUUGACUCUGGGACCGGAGCACUCCAGACUGAAACCGAAUCUGUUUACCUGGAUCUUCAUCGGAUGUGAUAUUGGCUCGAUCCUUCUCCAGGCUGCGGGCGGUGGCAUCGCAGCGUCUGCUGGGAAGACGCAACAAAACCUCUUGAAUAUUGGAGACGAUGUCAUGAUCGCUGGUAUUGCAUUUCAGGUCGCGACCAUGUCGGUAUGCGGGCUGUUGGGGCUAGAGUUCUUCAUCCGCGUUUGGAGAAAGGGGGGCGGGUGGAGCGAUCUAGGGGAGAAAGCGGUUUAUAAUACUGGUAAUGGACGAGUAAGGGAUGUGAGGCUGGUGUGCGCUGCAGAGAUCCUGGCCUAUGUCACCAUUUUGAUCCGGUGUAUCUAUCGAAUCCCGGAAAUGGCAGGCGGCUGGGGCAGUCCGUUGAUGCAGAAAGAGAAUGAAUUUCUUGUGCUGGAUGGAAUGAUGGUUGCCAUUUCCGUCCUCUGUCUCACGGCCUUCCAUCCUGCAUUAUUCCUGUCUAGCAUGAGGAAGGGCCGAAAGGGAGUUCAUGCAGUUCCAUGA
Messenger RNA from Monascus purpureus, 891 nucleotides. The record is from the annotation of a GenBank genome assembly. NCBI's taxonomy places the organism in Eukaryota, Fungi, Ascomycota, Eurotiomycetes, Eurotiales, Aspergillaceae.